Messenger RNA from Trypanosoma rangeli, 1011 nucleotides. RefSeq lists its product as uncharacterized. The transcript has a single exon. The coding region runs from base 1 to 1011 and encodes 336 amino acids. Lineage: Eukaryota; Euglenozoa; Kinetoplastea; Trypanosomatida; Trypanosomatidae. The record is from RefSeq and is a predicted model, not a curated record.
AUGGAACGCGAAAGAGAAUUGGGCAAUGCGACGGAUAGUGUGCGAUACACUGGAACCACCACCACAUUGGCGGGUAGCACAGCGGAGGGCGAGCGCCACAGCGCCCCGACGAUUUCAUGUACGUCGGUCCUCUGCACAUCUGCUGGCGACGUGAAUGAAGGGAAUUUUGUGGAGGACACGGUGGAAGUCGAUGAUGUCGCUGGGAGUAGUGUUGCUUCUGCGAUGGCGUACCUCGCGCCCACCUCCGAGUUGGAGAACUACGAGAACAGCACUUCAGAGGAGCCUGAAAAAGUCUACGAGCGAGCGUUUUUCAUUCGCAGAAGCCGUACACCCCCACUGAAGGCUCUCCUCGGUUUCUCGGGCACGCCCCAGGUGGGCUUGCAGGGCCAAAACAUGCAUAGAGACAGGUAUGGGUCUCUACAUUUCAUAACCUUCUCCUCCGCAGCGUCCGAUAAAACUAUGAUAGACCACGGUGCACCGCUGGACCCUGUCACGGUUCGAACAUCAGAUGCCAUCUCAGGUACUCGCAAAGGGGUUCUGCAGGCUUACCUCACACAGUGCGUCAAAGGACGCCACGCACGGGCAUCUUGGAGCGACCCACGAGUUGGUAAACUUUCUUUUACUAGUCGCCAUGGGAGGCAUGCCAGCUACAACGUCUACAAUUGCGUGGUUGGUGAUGCACUCAGGAUUUCCGUUGGGGGAACGCGUUCCACUAGUUGUCCAGUUCGUCUUUCACGUGCAGAGACAUCAGGCACGCCAAGCCUCCGCUUGGAGGGCUCGACCUGUCAGGCUCCGUCUGAAAACCGCACACCUUCCCUUCCUAGUACGUGCUGCAGCACGAGCAUCUUGCGCCAUCAGCCCUCCGACGAUUCAUUGCAGUACCGCUUGGCCGUUCAGCAUGCCAAAAAAAGGAGAUACGGAUUGAGUUUGCGCGAGGUGCUUGCAAACCCAGAUAACGUCGAUGAUGAGGAAGAGGAGCAUGAGGAGGAUAGUAUUGCUAUAUGCGAAUAG